Stegostoma tigrinum is the source of this 10437-nucleotide messenger RNA. RefSeq names its product ubiquitin protein ligase E3 component n-recognin 1 (gene ubr1). Gene Ontology annotation, molecular function: zinc ion binding; ubiquitin protein ligase activity. NCBI's taxonomy places the organism in Eukaryota, Metazoa, Chordata, Chondrichthyes, Orectolobiformes, Stegostomatidae. Gene Ontology annotation, biological process: ubiquitin-dependent protein catabolic process via the N-end rule pathway; protein ubiquitination. The record is from RefSeq and is a predicted model, not a curated record. The transcript has 47 exons. Bases 50 to 5314 code for a protein of 1754 amino acids. Gene Ontology annotation, cellular component: cytoplasm; ubiquitin ligase complex.
CGCUAAGCGGUGGAGAUGCGGGACGCUACGCUUGGCGGCAGUGAGGAAGAUGGCGGACGAGAACCUGCGGGAGUUGAAUGUCGGUGGAGAUCCGGGGACCUGGGACGGCUCGGAGUCUGAGCUGGUGGUCCGGAGUUGGCAGGAAGGAGUUGAUUUGUGUUCAGGGAUAUAUCAACACCUGAAAGAGUAUGUGCCUCCAGUGUUUUGCUCGGGAUCGGAGGCCAAGUCACCUGAGGAGAAUCAGGCUUAUCAAACAUUACUACAAACCUUGGAAUGGUAUCUGUUCGGAGAAAACCCAGCAGAUGGCUUUGCUAAGCUGGAACAAAGCAACAGUUCUUCACAGCUCUGUGGUCGAGUUUUCAAAGGGGGAGAGACUACAUAUUCCUGCCGAGACUGUGCUAUUGAUCCCACUUGUGUACUAUGCGUGGACUGUUUCCAGAAUAGUGUUCACAAAAAUCAUCGGUACAAGAUGAAUUCUUCCAAUGGAGGUGGCUUUUGUGACUGUGGAGAUGUUGAAGCCUGGAAGACUGGACCUGCUUGUAAAAUGCAUGAACAUGGUGUGUCAGAGGACUCUGCGAAUCCUGCAAGCCAGUUACCUGUGGGUUUGGCUGAACGAACCCAGCAACUGUUCACUAUUAUCUUCAGGUAUAUCGUAGAUAUGUUGAUCUGGACAGAAGAUAAAGAGCUGCCGUUGGGACUCCAACCAAGGGAGAAGACAGAUUCCUAUUUCUGUGUUCUGUUUAAUGAUGAGCAGCAUUCGCCUGAGCAAGUCAUUUAUUCACUCCAGAGGUCACUAGGCUGCUCACAAAGAGAAGCACAGAAUCACACCACUUUGAUAGAUAAAGAGGGUCGUAGAGCUGUAAAACAUGGAACACUGCAGUCAUGUCAAGAGACAAAGUUAGAAGUUUUUAACAUUACAAACAGUGUAUUCCAGUCACCCCUACGUGUUGAAAUUCUUCACUCAAGUGUUGUAUCCCAUCAGACCUUUGCUUUACGUCUUCUCUCCUGGCUCAACCAAGUUGUUAGUAACUCAGCUGGAUUACGUCAGAUUUUCUGUGAGGUGGUGCUUAACCAAGAACCAGACUCAAAUCAACCUUGCCUGAUCAGCAAAUUAAUGUUGGCUGAUGCCAAACUCUGGAAAGGAGCACGCAAAGUCUUCCAUGAACUAAUAGUAUGCAGUUUGCUGAUGGAAACAGAAUGCAAGAGACUCUUUGCUGUUGAAUUUGUCACUCACUACAAGCAACUUCAGUUGGAGUUUGUGGAGGAUGAUCAUGACCGCAAUGUAUCAGUAACUGCACAGUCUGUUCAAAUAUUCACUGUCCCAACACUGGCUCGUCAUCUAAUUGAAGAACAUGAUGCUCUAAAAAUCAUUGUCGAAACAAUAAUCGAGCUGUUUUCUGAGCAUAUGGAUAACGGAAAGCUUCAUUUUCAGAGUUACUCCCGGGAUAAAUUAUUCAGGAAACAAAUGGUUUUAUAUGAUCUUAAGUAUGUUUUGAUCAGCAAGCCACCUCUGUGGACAGACAGACAAAGAGAGCAUUUCCUUGAAGGUUUUAAAACAUUUUUGAGGCUAUUAAAAACCAUGCAGAAUAUGGAGCCAAUGAGCCGACAGAUUGGGCAGCACCUUGAGAUCGAACCUGAAUGGGAGUCAGCAUUCACUAUCCAGAUGCUCCUGAAAUGUAUUCUGUCCAUGAUUCAGGAAUGGUGUGCGUCUGAUGAACAAGUUCUUCUUCGAGCCUACAAGGAAUGCCACCGUGUUUUGUCCCAAUGUUCUAACGAGUGCAGUCAACGGAAUGCAAGGAAGCAGCUCAACACUCUGAACAUGUGUGGUCACUCCAUCAGCUUGAAACGUUACUUAGUAUCUCGAGAACCUGUCAGCAUCCACCUUCCCUUAUCCAGACUGCUUGCAGGUUUGCACGUACAUCUAAACAAGAGUGGGGCACUUAACAAGUUAGAAGAAUAUGUGCCUUCAUCAGAGUUUCAAGUUGAAAAAUUGAUGGACUACCCAUUGCGCUGCUUAGUGCUGAUGGCUCAGGUCUCAGCUGAUAUGUGGAGAAGAAAUGGAUUUUCUUUAGUAAAUCAGGUGUUUUGUUACCGAAAUGUAAAAUGGAGGGAAGAAAUGUUUGACAAAGACGUAAUCAUGUUGCAGAUUGCAGCCUCGAUCAUGGAUCCAAAUCGGUUCUUAAUGUUUCUCCUCAGCAGAUUUGAACUGUUUGAAGUAUUUUCUAAGUCUUCAAUUCCAAGAAAUAAGGAUGUAAUUCAGCAGACCAAUGUCCUAAUAGAGGAAUUGCUACACCUUAUCAUUAUAGUGAUUGGGGAGCGUUAUGUUCCAGGAGUGGGCCAUGUGAAGAAAGAUGAUGUCACUUUGAGGGAAGUGAUCCAUUUACUUUGUAUUGAGCCAAUGCCUCACAGUGAACUAGCAAAAUCAUUACCUGAGAAUGAAAAUAAUGAAACUGGUUUGGAAAAUGUUAUACAUCAGGUGGCCACUUUCAAAAAGCCAGGAUUGUCUGGGCAUGGUGUAUAUGAGUUGAAACCAGAAUAUCUGAAACAUUUCAAUUUGUUCUUCUACCAUUACUACAAGUCACAGCAGACAAAGGCUGAGGAUGAACAGAAGAAGAGGAAAAAACAAUCCAACAGCAGUGAAGCCCUUCCACCUCCUCUCCCUCCUCCAUUCUAUUCCAUGUUUGUGAAGGUCAUAAAUAUUUUGAACUGUGAUGUUUUAAUGCUAAUCCUCCGAACAGUUCUUCAGCGGGCUGUGGAUUCCACAGGGCAGUUGUGGAGUGAAGCAAUGGUACAGAAGACUCUUCAUCUUAUCUGCAUGGCAUUGCAAGAGGAAAAACGACAACUAGAGGGUGGAGUUGCAGAGGAAGAUGUGAACUUUGAUGUUUAUCUUAAAGCAACAAGAGUAGGCAGUUCUGCAGUGAAUGCUGAGAGCAUCCUGUCACUUUUAGAAAAACUAAGAGGUGUCCAACAAUUAGAUGCCCAGAAGGAUAUGAUUAUCUGGACUCUACAGAUGUUUGAAACUGUGAAAAAGCUGCGGGAGAAAUCAAGUCCAUGUUCAGCAACAGAAGCAGCCAGUCAAAAAACAAAUGAGACUACACAGGACAAAGAUAAAGCUGAGCGUAAACGGAAAGCAGAGGCAGCCAAAUUAUAUCGACAGAAGAUUAUGGCACAGAUGUCUGCAAUGCAGAAAAACUUCAUUGAAUCAAACAAACACCUGUAUGAGAAGUCAACAGAAGCACCAAAACAAGGGACGGUCAGGACUGAAGUAGAUAGUACUCCAACUGCUGAGGAUUCUGGUGUGGCAUUGGGACCGAUGCAAGGUGCAACUGCAGCUGAGAAAAUAACACUGACCUGCAUUUUGUGUCAGGAAGAGCAGGAAGUGAAAACUGAUGAAAUGGCCAUGGUCCUAGCAGCAUGUGUUCAGAGAUCCACAGCGCUGUCAAACAGUAGAACUCGAACUAUAACGAAUCUAGGAGAUGACUGCGACCCUAUAAUCAUGCACCCUGACCUCGGCUGUGGUACACAUGUAGGAAGCUGUGGCCAUGUGAUGCAUGCCAGCUGCUGGCAGAAAUAUUUUGAAGCUGUGCAGAAUUCAACACGUAACCGGCUCCAUGCUGAAUUGCCGUUUGAUCUGGAGAAUGGAGAGUUUCUCUGUCCACUGUGCAAAGCUCUGUAUAACACUGUUAUGCCAGUUAUUCCACAGCAGGCUCAGAAUCUUGAUAGCAAAGACGCAGAAACUGUAGCACAGAUACUGACUUUAUCUCGCUGGUUACAAAAUGUAGCAGCACGUUUAAUUGGACUAAAUGCUUCAGACUCAAAAGAAAAAGAAAGCAACUUAAUUCAAGGAAAUCCAAUUGCGAGGAAAGAUCCUGUAGAAUUUAGAUCCAUCCUCAGCUUUGGAGUACAGUCACCGAUCAAAUAUUCUAAAAGCAUUGUUGAAAUGCUGCUGUUGUUCGCUACAGCCGUGUACCGAGUAGGUCUGAAGGUUGCUCCCAAUGAAGCUGAUUCGAGAGUUCCAUUGAUGGCAUGGAAUGCUUGUGCCUUUACCAUUCAAUCCAUAGAGAAUAUUCUUACUGAUGAGGACAAGGUUUUGUUCGGAUCACUACCAGACAGACAGGGUCUUAGCCUGAAAGCAGUUCUACAGUUUGCUGCUUCUCAGAGAGUGGUAGCAUCAUCCAGAGUUAUCCAGCAGCACCUGACCCGGUUAAUGUCAGUUUUUCUGCCUCAUCUGGAUGUUGAAGAUACUUGGUCAAUCCUGGAUAUUGACUUUUUCCACCUUUUGGUAAGCUUAGUUCUAGCAUUUCCUUCAUUGUAUUGGGAGGAGACUGUGGAGCUACAACCUUCAGACAUCAGCUGUGCCUUCAACAACCUCUACCUCUUCCAUCUGGUCACCAUGGUGCAUAUUGUGCAGAUACUUCUUACCUCAACAACAGAUUGUCCUAUGGAGCAGGAUGGAGAGGAGACUGAGGAGUCUCAGUCAGCUGCAGAACUGUAUGAAACUCUUCGAGAAUACACGAGCAGAUCUCUAGAAUAUAAGCCCCAUGGCUGGUACCUAUGGCACUGUGUGAAGUGUGGCAUUGUUCCAUUCCUUCGCUGUUCUGCCUUGUUCUUCAACUACUUGCUUGGAGUACCACCUCCUGAGGAGCUGUCAAAGGAUUCCCCUGAAGGGCAGUUUGAAGCUUUGUGUCUUUACUUGGCGUUGCCGACCAACCUUUUCAAACUUUUCCAGGAGCACAAGGAUGUAGUAUCUCCUUUGCUACAAAGAUGGUGUUCCGAUUCUGCAGUGCAAAGCUUUCUCAAAGGAGAACGAGCAACAGUCCGAUAUCCAAGGGAAAGAAACCAAUUAAUGGAACUUCCAGAAGAUUACAGUUGUGUUCUGAAUCAGGGUUCUCAGUACAAGUGCUCGAGAUCGUCUGAUGAUGAGACAAAGAAUUUAGCACUCUGCAUGUUCUGUGGAGCCAUGCUGUGUUCACAAAGUCAAUGCUGUCGGGAGGAAGUAAAUGGAGAGGAAGUUGGAGCCUGUGCAGCUCAUGCCAUGAACUGUGGAUCUGGUUUGGGCAUGUUCCUCAGGAUACGGGAAUGUCAAGUGCUACUGCUGGCAGGAAAAAAUAGAGGGUGUUUCAUACCUGCUCCCUACCUGGAUGAUUAUGGGGAGACCGAUCAGUGGCUUAAGAGAGGUAACCCCUUGCAUUUGUGCAAUGAGCGAUACAAGAAACUCGAGCGUCUAUGGCAGCAGCAUCGCAUUCUGGAGGAGAUCACAAGAAAUCAGGACACAAAUCAAGUAGACUUCGGUUUUGAGUGGCAGCAAUUCUGAACACAGUAGUUGACCCCACCAUGCUCGACAGCAGAAACACCACUAACCUGCUGUUAGCAAAAUGUCAAAGGCUAGCCUCUAAGCUGAUUAAAUUGAUGUGGACUGCUUUUAAUCUACUGUGUAUAUAAUCCAGUUUCAGCAUUCCGAUCCUAUCCACAGGGAAACCAACUUCUUUUUUGUACAGCCUAUCCUUUGGGACAAAAUCUACUAGGGUGCUGUACACUUUCAUAGGGACUGGGGCGGGUCAUUGGUGUUGACUUGUCAGUGAGAAAGAGACCUGAUUGUGCAGGGGAAAUAUUAGAAAUUUGAAAAUAUUAACAUCAUUCCCCCUUCCCCUGUCCUGUAUGCAAGCUACUUUCUUGCGUACUGCACCACAGGGGAAGACAUGUCGCUGUUGUCAUGACUAUGCCAAUGUGAAGAGCAUUUCAAGUAGUGAGAAGUCAAAACCACCAACUGUGAUAUUAGUACCUCUCUUCUAUCUAAUGCUCCAUCCUGUUUACAAUAAAGGCGUAAAAUAAAUUUACAAUACACAGCUAUCUUCAGAGCACAUUUGGUACCUGGGUAAACAUGUAGUUUGAUCACUCAAGGAGUUGAGAUUCACAUUUGUAUUCUUAUAAAAUUCUGCACUGACAGGCACAUUUUGAUCAAUUGAAUUAAUUGUGAGGUGUAUGCAGCACUUUGCAUUUAGAACUGUAUCCAGUUUUGCUGAAAUUAUUUCUGAAAAUCAAUAUUGUUUAUAAUGCAGAAGAUACCCCCCCCCCCCAACACUUCUCAGUAAAGGUUAAUUCAGUGUCAGAGUUAGUACUGACAAUGUUUGGAAAAAUUGAGGAGGGCCUGAUGAAGCAGAGAAGCUUGUUAUCCUCUGGUUUAAUCUUGCUGAAUUUUAACAUUGUAACCUGAGAGAAGAUGGUAAUAUUUGCAUUUAACAAGUGUUUAAAGUUCUGACCAGUUGCAGAAAGAUUCAAUUGUAAAAAUUUAUUAGAUGCCCAGGUGCGAUAUGCAUGCCUGUCCAAUUUCAUACAACGCUAUUAUGAAAGUGAUGCCCAUUUGUAUUGCGAAAGCGAUGUUGGAUUUAGGAGAACUCUUAGCCACUUUUGAAAACAACAGAUUCUGCAUUUCUUCCAUCUCUAUCUGAUGCAGGCCACUUCUGGCAAUAACUGAAAUUUCAACAGAUUUUUUAUACAGAUAAUUACAAAGGAAAAUUGUACCAAAUGCAGUGUUUUCCUUUUUAUUAGGGAGAGGACUAUGUUAAAUAACAUUACUAGAUGAUAAUUAUACUGUUUGUGUUUGUUUUUAAAUCACAUUAUUACAUUGCUGGCAGUUCAUCACUGCUAUUGCUUGAAUUUUCACAACAGUUAGCGUGGUGCCUGGAGUUAGGUUUCUAGACUAUAUUUCAAAUUUUAAAGGACUAACAGAAGAUCCUUGAAUCUGAAGCCUUAUGUUGUAGUGUUCUAAAAGAGCUGGCUGUAAGCAUAGUGGAUGCAUUGGUUGUGAUUUUCCAGAAUUUCCCAGAUUUCAAACCAUUUCUGCAGUUUAGAAGUUAGCAAGUAUAAUACUGACGGAACUCAAGAAAGGAGCAAGAGCAAAACCAAGGAACUUCAGGCAAGUCAUUUGUCAGGAAAACACUAUUCACAUUUUUGCUAUUAUUAAAGACACCUUAAUAAUCACUUAGAAAAUCAAAGCGUGAUGAGACAGUCAGCAUGGCUUUAUGGUCAGGAAAUCAUACUUGACAAAUUUAUUAGAGUUUUUGGCUAAGAAGGAUAGGUAAAGGUAAGCCAAUUGAUGUAGUAUUCUGAAUUUACAAGAGCUAUUCAAUAAAGUCCCAUGAUAUGGACUGGCGGAGUUGGGACAAAUGAGGCAUUUUAAAAAUGGCAAAUUGCAAUUAGUAGUGUGCCACAAGGAUUAAUGCCUCAGCUAUUCAUAAUAUGUAUUGAUUACUAUUGGUUUCUUUGUCUAAGUUAUGUCUCCAGGCUUCCUGCUACAAGCUGAGGAGCACACAAAGGUAUCUAGACUGAUUUAAUUGAUUGGUCAACAAGGUGGUUGAUGGACUGUCAUGUGGAGGUGUCUAAGGUAACAAGAAUGCAAAAGCAAAAUUCUUCUUAAAGCCAUGAGACUUUUAAAUGUUUGCAUACAGAGAGAGACAAGACCUGGCUGCUUUUGAACAAGGAGCACAAGCUAGCGUGAAGAGAAAAUACAGCAAGGAAUUAGGGAGAUAACUGGUAUUUAAAUUGCAAAAAGGCCUUUCUUUAAAAAAGGAUUUUGAGUGGAAAAUAAUGAGAUGGUCUCUGUAAUUAUAUAGGGCUUUGGUCAGAUCAACCUGGAAUAUGUUUGCAGUUUUCAUUUUCAUAUCUAAGUAAGGAUGAACUUGCUUGGCAGUUCAGCAGUAGUUCACUAGACUGCUUCUUGGAUGGGCUGCUACUUGAAAAGAGACUGGGUAAAUUGGGCUUAUAUUCUCAGACACUUAAAGGAAUGAGAAAUGAACUUGUUGAAACGUACAAGAUCCUGAAAGGCCCUGAUAGGAUUCCCAUGGAAAGGAUGUUUCUUUUACUCCUGGGCUGGGAAAUCUGGAACAUGGGGAGGCAAUCUCUUGUGAAGUGGCAUGAGGACAAAUUUUUUUCAGUCUAAGUUCUCUAUCCCAGGGCAGUUGCGGAUACUCCAAGGAGUAUUGUCAAGGCUGAAAUACUGUUGAUUUCUCAGGGAAUUGAUUAUGUGGAAGAGGCAAAAAGUCAAGUGGAAGCAAUUGGACCAUCCACAAUCAUACUGGAUGGUAGAACAGGUUCAAGGAGCCAAGUAGCCUCCAUUUCUUAUGUUGUUAUCCUGCAACAGCCCUGAGCACAAUGUUGCAUUGUGAAGACUGUCUGUCAAGUGGGCUCUUUCCUGGGUAUUGUUUUAUAAUUAGUUGAGUGAAGUUGCACAGGGGCUACAUGGAUCAGAUCCUACAAGAGUUGAAUAUUUCUCUCCCUUUCUAGUUUGCUUGCUGCUGUCCACAGUAAUCCAGGCAAACAUUUGUAAUUACCUGAGGAUAAUGUUAUCAGGGUGAACAUACAAUGAGCUGUAGUUUGCGAACGUCAGUGUUUCCGGUCACUAGUCAUUACCCAGUGGAAGUGAUCUGAAAUCCUUAUGUUAAUCCGGUUGUUUGAGGAACCCUCAAAGCAAUUAAAUAUUGUACAAGGAAACGUGAAGUCCUUUUUUAAAAAGGAAGCGUCGUCAUUGAAUUCAGAGUGGUGGAGACUGUAUAUGUUGACACUGCUUUUGUUAUUAGUUCAGGCCAUGUUAAUAUUGUGUUCAAUAAAGUAAUCUCUUCACGUCAAAGUGAAUGUAAAUCUGCGUGCUUACACUAAUGGUGUAUCUGAAAUUGACGUAGCCAAUGCCCUUCACAAAAGUCAGGAGUUGAAUUUCUCCCUUCUUAUCAUUAACAAAGUUAACUUUUGUUUGUGUCAUUUAAGUCUUUUCCUAUUUAGUAAUUCUCAACAAAAGCUAUACUGGGUGUUCUGUAGUAAUCACUCAAUCUGCUGGCCUUAUUCUUCCUUCAGGAUUACUGUGAUGUUUAAAAUUAUCUUGUCAUUUGAGCAGAUAUUGCUCAUCCUUCAUUGCCCUUCAGCUGAAUGGCCAUUUCAGAGGGGAAUUGAGAAUCAUCUGUAUUGCAGCAGGUCUGGCGUAAAAUGUAGGCCAAACCAGGUAAGGAGGGCAGAUUUCCUGACUCGAACGACAUUUUGUGAACCACAUGAACCAGGUCCUGUGACAGUGACUACAUGGUUGCCUUAAGGACAGCCUUGAUUCACAGAUUCGUAUUUAAUUCAAAUUUCACCAUCUACCAUGGUGUGGUGACAGUUGGGUGUCUGGAUUGCUAGUCAAUGUGCCAACACCUACCUCCCUGCUGGUCUACCAAGCAGCACCCAUAUCCCAUGAACAAAUAAAGAAGAAAACACCAGAGCAAUAAGUUUCUAACCUGAAUUUUGGGAAUGAAUCCCUUUCUUGCUCCCCCUCAGAUUCUGGUUUUGAUCAUUGUCUCAGUGCAAUAGAAAGUUGAGCAUUUCCCAUAAACCAGGAAACCCUCCUCCAUUUUGCUGAUGACUUGAGGUUGUUACACAGAUAACUUCUGCUAUAAGUAUCUGUCAGCCUUGGCUGUGAUGUCCAGUUCAAUUUAUUGCACUGUGGGGAAUCAUCUGAGCUCACCAAUGAAAAUAAGAGUGUGUCAGAGGAUGCCAUUGCACCUCCAUUUCAGUAGGUGAGUCAAUGCCCUCAGGAAACAAUGGGAAAGAAUGCACCCGAGGUGCCUUAAGUUUCAGACAAGUUUGUUGUUUGCAGUCUUUGUCCAUUUCUUAGGGGUAGCUUAUCAAAUUGAACUCUUGCAAAAAGAAAGGAGAGUCUCGACAUGGCACCCUUCACUCUGUUACUGUUGAUGAUGCGUUUUGCCUGAUAGGUUUUUAUGGACUGAAACGGCUUGAUCUCUGAUCCAUUUUUGAGUUUUUCAUGAGGUCUCUGUGAAUUGCCAUGAUAUACAGGGUGACAGAUCAGUGUAGACUUGAAUGAUAUGUUUCAAAAACCUGGCAUGAUUCCUGAUUGUUUGUGAUUAAUAUGUCUUCUCGUGUAAGUUUUUUUUCUAUCUAUUAGAGUAAUCCUCAGGACAAUGUGAAUCUUAUGUAAAUAUAUUGCUUGUGUUUACUUAUGCUAAUUCCAAAUAAUCAAAUUGCUCUUGUUCCUGUUCUAAUUUGAGGGAAAGUCUGAGAAUUUCUGAUGGAGUAGAAAAUCAAGUGUUGUGAUGUGACCACAAGUUUGUGCUCACAGAAGGAUGUCACAUCGGUACAAACAAAAAGGGAAGAAAUCAUUUAUUUACCUCCUAUUAACUUGCUGUUUAAGGUCAAUGUCACUUAUUUUCACUUAUUGGAAGACUUUAUCAUUUAAGGGGAAGGGCUUCUACUGAAGAGGAAGGCAUGUGUGUAAUGCUUCUGUCCCAGUAUCAUAUGCAAACAGCACUGUGUUUUUAUGCUGAUUUCAUUCAAUUGCACCAUUAAAGUCAUGUAUUGGUUUCUUCCUCAUGUAUACAGUACCACUUUAAUUCAUAAUGGAAAUGUAUUUAUGGCAAUAAAUUAAAUAUUGUACUGCUCAGAUUAAUAACAGUA